Messenger RNA from Rangifer tarandus platyrhynchus (Svalbard reindeer), 750 nucleotides. NCBI's taxonomy places the organism in Eukaryota, Metazoa, Chordata, Mammalia, Artiodactyla, Cervidae. The record is from the annotation of a GenBank genome assembly.
AUGAGUGCAGUUGAGCUGAUGUGGAUCUUACGUCGCUCGAGUGCCCACCUCCUCGUCGUCUCCCCAUUUGUCCGCCGCACAAAGACGCUCGCACCUACAAAGCCCGAGAAACUCGGCCAUCUGAGUCAGCCGAGCCAGGUGACGUUAGGCCGAUCCAGGCUCCUGGCUAGCAGAGUGGAGACGCUGCCACGAAACCCGUACCUGCGGCUAAGAGCAGCGAUCAUAAAGAGGAAGAAACUGAGAAUAGAUGUCUAUGUGAUAGGGCAGGCGGACCCGAGUCGGGCCGUCCUCCCUCUGCCCAGCUCCUCCUCCCGCCCCCCUUCCGCAGCCUCGGGGACUGAGCUGGAGGCGACCGUCUGGUUUCUGAUAGGGAAAGGACAGAGGUGUGUGCGGGAGCUGGGGAAAGGCCGGCGCCGCGAGAGGGCGGACCCCAGCGCCGGCCUCGGCCUCCCGCCGCCGCCAAGACGCGGCCUUCGAGUCCCGCCGCCGCCCAGGCCAGGGAAGUUCUUUGGAACCUCCGGGGAGGUGCGUUUGCGCUCACCCUUCAAAGCGGUCCUAAAGCUGGUUCUCCGAGGCAGAAUCCGCGAGUGGGCGCCCGCAGUGCGGAUGAAUCCAAGCCUUCAGGGCCAGGGCCAGGGCCAGGGGGCGGGGGCGGGGCGGGGCCGGGUACCCGGGGGAGUAGCGCGUGGCUUGUUGCUAGGCGACGACGCGCGUUCUGACGGCCCCCGGUGCGAGUCCACCGGCCGCUGA